Talaromyces stipitatus ATCC 10500 is the source of this 693-nucleotide messenger RNA. RefSeq lists its product as uncharacterized. Gene Ontology annotation, molecular function: heme binding. Bases 1 to 693 code for a protein of 230 amino acids. NCBI's taxonomy places the organism in Eukaryota, Fungi, Ascomycota, Eurotiomycetes, Eurotiales, Trichocomaceae. The record is from RefSeq and is a predicted model, not a curated record. The transcript has 3 exons.
AUGACAGCUCCACGAGUUCGACAAGCUCAUCCCGACUGGACAGGAACCCGAGGAACUUCCAUCUUGACGUUGAGUAAGCCGCCUUUUCCCCCGGGAAAUAGCAUUGAGGACAGUCCUGAUCCCUUGCUGCAAUUCCAUAUGUUUUUCUACCGGGAUGCGCAAUUUCACCGUAUCGGAGUAAGCACUUCCACCUUCUUCCCAUUCCUUUCGUAUCUAAGACUCGGUAGUAAACUGCCCCUUCAUGGCCUCAUCCUAUUCAUCCCUCAACUUCGACGGGCCCUCCGCGUCGGCGUUAACCACGCCAAAAACCCUCAAUACACGCCCAACGGCUUCGUCAACAAAUCCCGUCCCGACACAGCCGAUAAUACCGUCAGCCGCGAACCCAAUUUCUAUCACGAGGGGAAAGCGUCUGAUUACCACCAACCACGCGUCCUGUGUCAAAAAGUAAUGACAUCAAAGGCACGCGAGAAUUUGCAUUUGAAUACGGCGAGAGUGUUGAAUUGUACCGGAUUGAUCCGAAGUAUGCGGAACGCGGUGUAUGAUCUUUUGCCGGAGAAGAAGUUUGAUAUGUUGGAGGUGCAGGAAGCUUCUAAGAAUGCGGAGAUGGCUGGGAAGUCACAAAAAUUCCGGCACAGUGCGAAUACGGAUGUUUCGAUGGGUACUGUGCCGUCUGUUCCUAUCUACAAUGUCUGA